CAACACCCGACGGAGCUCGCAUUCGGGAGAGUGAAGCUUGCCAUUCGACGACCACAAUGCUUGCCUCCAGCCGCGGAACGGCAUUGAGGCAGGCGUUCUCCGCCUCGCCGGCCACGGCGAUACCGGCCUUUCUAGUGCCGGCUCUGCAACAGCAACAGCUCUUGUCCCGAAGACAAUUCUCCUCGACGCCGACGCGGCACUCGAAGCUCGGCCGAACACCCCUUUCGAUCCCGCCUGGCGUGGAGCUGGCCAUCAGUGAGCCAAAGCUUAAGAAGGACCCGACGAGCUACCUCAAAGUGUACAAGAGGACUGUCACCGUCACGGGGCCUCUGGGCAAAUUGGAUCUUGAGAUCCCGCCCUUCUUGAAUAUUGACCACGAUAUCGAGGGCAAGCGGGCUGUUCUCAGCGUCGAGGACUCCAACGUCAAGGAGCAGAGCGAGAUGUGGGGUACGACAUGGGCCUAUCUCCAGCGCUAUAUCAUGGGCGUCUCGGAGGGUCACACGGCGAUUCUCCGCCUCGUGGGCAUCGGAUACCGCGCGACCGUCGAGCAGCGUGGCGGCAAGGAGGAGUUUCCGGGCCAAAAGUUCCUCUGCCUGAAGCUGGGUUUCACGCACCCGGUUGAAAUGGGCAUCCCGCGGGGUGUCACGGCAACGGUGGCGAGCCCGACGCGCAUCCUGCUCGAGGGUAUCGACCGAGAGGAGAUCAUGAGCUUCGCCGGCCGCGUCCGCAAGUGGAGGCCGCCUGAACCAUACAAGGGCAAGGGUGUUUUUAUCAACGACCAGACCAUCAAGCUGAAGCAAAAGAAGAUCAAAUAGACAACGAUAUGGCGGUGGUGGAAGGGUUGGUGGUACCGCUACUACGGGGCAAAAUGUGGUGCGUGUCGACUGGAGAGCCGGAAGGCUGUGUAUAGAUGUAAAUCGCUGUACGGACGGGGGAUGGAAAAGACACAUUGUAUACUAUUUUGUUUUUAUUGCGCUGGUUCUUCCAAGAAAAGAGACAGAUCUAUCCCCUAUGUUCU
Molecule: messenger RNA, 1018 nt
Organism: Colletotrichum destructivum
Lineage: Eukaryota; Fungi; Ascomycota; Sordariomycetes; Glomerellales; Glomerellaceae
Product: Putative large ribosomal subunit protein uL6
Exons: 3
Coding region: 57-815 (252 amino acids)
Biological process (GO): translation
Cellular component (GO): ribosome; mitochondrial large ribosomal subunit
Molecular function (GO): rRNA binding; structural constituent of ribosome
Source: RefSeq, a predicted model, not a curated record